AUGCCUCUCGUCGUACCUGGUAUCAACAACAACGACUCCGAUGACAAGACUCAGCUCUGGACCAACAAGCUGGUCGGAAAGAAGCUCCACGAGGAGGAGUCUAACGAGACGACCUUCUGCAAGAGGGAUCUCCCCGAAGAGUCCCGUGUUAUCGAGCCUGGCAUGAUGGUCACCAAGGACUUCAGACCCAACAGACUCAACGUUCACGUCAAGGAGGACGGAACCGUUUCUCACGUCAACCACGGUUGA
Molecule: messenger RNA, 249 nt
Organism: Colletotrichum abscissum
Lineage: Eukaryota; Fungi; Ascomycota; Sordariomycetes; Glomerellales; Glomerellaceae
Exons: 2
Coding region: 1-249 (82 amino acids)
Source: RefSeq, a predicted model, not a curated record